AUUUUUGGGGGGGUGAGUAACUAGUGACAUUUACCCAACACCAUUUGCUUGAGCAACAGUUUUGAAAAAAAAAUCUGCUCUUAUGACCCCUGCGGUGACGUGUUGUUGUGGUCGGAUUUGUUACCUGCAGUACCUCUUCUCCUGCGGUAGCUGGCAGUAGCGAGUUAACGUCUCGGGAGCUACGUCACAACACAGAGAGGCUGCGCAGCAACACUGCGGCAUCUGCAGUGUGUGAAUGCAUUCUGUGAUUUCUUUUCUUUCUAUUUACCUUUAAUAGUCGAGUACUGCCUCAUUUUAUUACGCUGUUACGGUGUUUUCCGCGCCGCUUGACGCUAACGGCUAGAAUUAGCUCCGAGGCUAAGCUAAGUCCUAGCCGCUUCGCUAGCAUGGACGGUGUGGGCGUGUAGCUCUGCGCAGAAACCAGGUGGCGUUUCUGUGGCUUCACGUCGAGUAUUUAAGACACUGUUUUCACUUUUUAUUCUCCUGUGUUCGAUGUAGACAUAAGCGCUUCCGGCUUUUACAUAUAGACGGUGAAAAUGGACAAGCGAGCUUUGAAGAAUCCUUAUCAUGACUACGAUGGGAACCCGGCUUCCACGCAGGCGCUGUUUGACUCUGAGGGGAAGCUCACUCCGGCGUUUGCCCAGAGGCUGAGCAGCACGGUCAGCGAGCUGUUGGCUGACAUGGAGAAUGGACUGAAGUCUGCUGACCCCAGAGACUGCACCACUUACACCGGCUGGGCAGGCAUCGCUUUGCUCUACCUGCACCUCCACAGAGUCUUCCAAGAGGCCUCCUUCCUGCAGAGGGCGCUGGACUAUGUCACCCGCAGCCUGAAGCACCUCACUCGUCGCCAUGACGUCACCUUCCUGUGUGGAGACACGGGACCGCUGGCCGUAGCUGCUGUGGUCUAUUCACGCCUGCAGAGGGCGCAAGAGGCCGAGGACUGCAUCAGCAGGCUGCUGCAGUAUCAGCAGGCGGUUCUGAGCGAGUCCGGUGGGCUGCCAGACGAGCUGCUGUACGGCCGGGUGGGCUUCCUGUUCUCCCUGGUGUUCCUGAACCAGCAGCUGGGUUCGGACCGGGUCCCGCUGCACUGCAUCCAGCAGGUCAGUGAGGCGGUUCUGGCGUCGGGCCAGCAGCUCAGCAGAAAGCUCCGCCUCCAGAACCAGAGCCCGCUGAUGUACGAGUGGUACCAGGAGAAGUACGUGGGUGCUGCCCACGGCCUCGCCGGCAUCUACUACUUCCUCCUCCAGCCGGGCUUCGUCUUGUCAGGGGAGCAGGUCCUGCGGCUGGUGCAGCCCAGUGUGGAGCACGUCUGCCGCCUGCGCUUCCCAUCUGGGAACUACCCGCCCUGCAUCGGGGAUGACCGGGACCAGCUGGUGCACUGGUGCCACGGAGCCCCCGGGGUCGUCUACAUGCUGCUGCAGGCCUACAAAGUGCUGGGGAACCCACGGUACCUGGAGGAGGCGCUGCAGUGCGGGGAAGUGGUGUGGCGCUGGGGGCUGCUGAAGAAAGGCUACGGCCUCUGCCACGGCGCCGCCGGCAACGCCUACACCUUCCUGAGCCUCUACCGGCUGACGCAGGACCCCAAACACCUCUACAGGGCCUGCAUGUUUGCAGAUUGGUGCAUGAACUACGGUCGCCAUGGCUGCCGGACACCAGACACCCCCUUCUCUCUGUUCGAAGGCAUGGCGGGCACCAUCUACUUCCUGGCUGACCUUCUCCAGCCAAUGACGGCCAGGUUUCCAGCUUUUGAGGUCUAAACCCCGCGAUCCCCACUCCUGUGCAGAAACAAGGCCUGCUGUCGUAUGCACGCAGAGACGCAUCAUCUUUAGUCCCGCAGCACAAUGUGGCGCAACGCAGACCUUUCUCGUUUGUUUUCAGUACCCAGAAUGCAAAGAGGGGGAAAAAAUAGUUUCCAAGUGUUCUAAAGUCUUGAUUAAAAAAAAUAAUAAUAAGUUGUGUAUUUUUGUUUUGCCAAAUUUUAAUAACACUUUAAAGGCUGUACUUAAAAAGUUUCCUGAAGUUUCAGUGUCAGCGAGGAGAGUCCAGCAGGUGGCAGCAGAGAGUUAUUAGGGGAACUAGUUAAAGUUAACACCUGGUCCCAGCAUUAGGGGUUUAUUUCACAGCCAGAUCAGUUUAAUAAACCAGAAAACAAACACAGGAAUGUGUCGGGUUUAAUAGUAAAGCUCAUAAGGGAAAAAUCAAAUAUGAUCCAAACAACCUGGGAGAUUUUGAAUCCGCUUCGAUUGGAUAUUUGUUUCAAAACGUUCUCCAGAAACCUGUCUGUUUUGUGGUUCCGCCGUGCAGCAGAGCUGCAGUUGCUGCAGAGCUGCAGUUGCUGCAGCAGUGGCUGUAGAAACCCAACACGUCCUGCAGGACAGCAGGUAAAAAUAGAGCUCAUCUGUGGCCCCCAGAACGCGCCUGCUGCUCCUACCAAUGUCCUCCAACGCUCGUCUUCCUGCUGGACCCCCACCGCUCCGUUACAGUGUCAGGAAAUAUUUGUAAAUAUGAACUGAGAUGAAAUGUGUCUGAUUCCAUGUGGUGGAAUAAAGUUUGCAUUAAUUCCAGUAUAA
Molecule: messenger RNA, 2570 nt
Organism: Poeciliopsis prolifica (blackstripe livebearer)
Lineage: Eukaryota; Metazoa; Chordata; Actinopteri; Cyprinodontiformes; Poeciliidae
Gene: lancl1
Product: LanC antibiotic synthetase component C-like 1 (bacterial)
Exons: 9
Coding region: 537-1757 (406 amino acids)
Biological process (GO): carbohydrate metabolic process; peptide modification
Cellular component (GO): plasma membrane
Source: RefSeq, a predicted model, not a curated record